AUGGCCAUCUUUACACCAACAAGCUUUAUGGGAACUGUUGCUGUGCAUUGGAAGAUAAACAGUCAAGCAGUUGCUGUAAAUGGUUUGGCAAUGGAAGUGUUGAGCUCAACAUUGGUGGAUAUUGGCAAGUAUCUGUGGAGACCUCUUAAGGCACAAGUGACCUGCCUUAUUCAUUUCCGUGACAACGUAAAGGAUUUGAAAGACAAGGUGGAAGAUCUGGUGGCGAAGAGAAAUGACAUACAAGAAAAGGUAAGAGCAGGAUGUUCUAGUGGAGAAAUAGCAACCCAAGAAGUCAUAUUGUGGCAGCAGCGGGCUUUUGACAUACUAGAAGAAGCACAAGGGAUACAGCAGAGAGUGGGAGAAAACAAGGAAUGUCUAUGUUGUCCGAAUCUAAGAUGGCGUUACCAUAUAAGCAAGCAGGCGAAAGAGAAGGCAGAGAUCAUUGCUAGGCACCGUGAUCAAGGGAAAUUUGAUACAUUGACGAUAGCCCUGCCUCCGCCGCCAGUCAUAAACCAGGAAGCUCCAUUGAUCAAAGGUCAAGCAUCGGCAGAAUUGGCUAUGAAGAAAGUCAUGGAUGCUUUACGCGAUGAAAAAAUCAAGAUAAUUGGUGUGUGGGGUAUGGGUGGUAUUGGUAAGACCACCCUUGUGAAAAAUGUGAACAAUCAGAUGCAGGGCAGGAAAGACUUCGACAGAGUCAUAAUGGCACUUGAUUUGGCUGAUGUGGGAAUUCCUUGUGUUAAUGAUAUGGUGGGUUGUAAGAUCAUAAUCACCACAAGAAGAGAGCUGGUUUGUAGAAAUAUGGAAACCCAGGUAAACAUCAAAGUAGACUUGCUCUCAAGUGGUGAAUCAUGGAAACUAUUCAAAGAGAAAGCAGGUGAUGUUGUUGAUCUUCCUACUGUGUAUACCACCGCAAAGGAGGUUCUUAAAGAAUGUGGUGGACUUCCUCUCGCUAUUAUAACACUGGGAAGGGCACUGAGAGGUGUAAGAAAUCCUGAGGUGUGGAACAAUGCAUUGUCACAGCUGAAAAAGUCUGCACCGAGUGACGUUGAAGGGAUGAGCAAGGUAUAUCAGUCAAUCAAAAUCAGUUAUGAGUGUUUACGACCUGAUUUGAGACCGGGCUUCUUGUUUUGCGGCUUGUUUCCUGAAGACUAUGAUAUUGAUGUGGAUAGGAUGAUCAGAUAUUGGAAGGGUGAAGGUUUUCUUGAAGAUGCUGGAAGUCUGGAGGAAACAAUAAACAGAGGGCAAUCUUGGGUUGAGGAACUCAAGCUUCUUCUUUGUUAUUAG
This is a messenger RNA of Magnolia sinica, 1284 nucleotides long. RefSeq names its product disease resistance protein At4g27190-like. The record is from RefSeq and is a predicted model, not a curated record. Lineage: Eukaryota; Viridiplantae; Streptophyta; Magnoliopsida; Magnoliales; Magnoliaceae. The transcript is spliced from 4 exons. Gene Ontology annotation, molecular function: ADP binding. The coding region runs from base 1 to 1284 and encodes 427 amino acids.